Messenger RNA from Paramecium tetraurelia, 1597 nucleotides. RefSeq lists its product as uncharacterized. Gene Ontology annotation, molecular function: poly(U) RNA binding; mRNA 3'-UTR binding; poly(A) binding. Gene Ontology annotation, cellular component: nucleus; cytosol; ribonucleoprotein complex. NCBI's taxonomy places the organism in Eukaryota, Ciliophora, Oligohymenophorea, Peniculida, Parameciidae. The record is from RefSeq and is a predicted model, not a curated record. The transcript has 4 exons.
AUGAUUUAAUCAACUCUUCAUGAUAGGUGUGUGUAUGUAACUUAGUAUAAGUCUGAAACUACCCUUGAAUAGUUGAAAUAAGCAUUCUCUGAGUUCGGAAAGAUCGAAUAAUUAUAGCAAAAUGCCAAGUCAAAUGGAGUAUUCAUAGUAUUUGAUUCUCAUGAUGCAGUGAAAAAAGCAACAUCCAAGACAGUCACUAUAGAAGGAAAGAACUUGGAUGUCAAUGAAUACUUGGAUAUGGAUAAAUUGGAUGAAGAGGCAAAUAUAUUCAUAGAUGGAUUAAGUCCCACAACUACCCAAUUGUAAGUGAAAGAGAAAUUAUAAAAAUAUGGAAAGAUCUUGAAUAUCAAAGUUUAGAUGUCUGAUAAGGCUGGAGUGGCCUAUAUCUAGUUUGAGUAAAGGAAAUCCGCUGAACAAUGUCUGGCAGAUUAGGCAAAUUUGGGAUUGCAUAUCACAAGAGCAAUCAAGAAGGGUAAACUAUAACAAAUCAAGAGAGAUUAACUGUUCAUCUCUAAUAUCAAGUCCUAAUAACCCUUGGAUCAAAUUAAACCAUUGUUGGACAACUAUUUCUCUGAAUAUGGCAAAAUUGAAUCCAUCUAAGUCAAUGUAAAUCCCAAAAAUCAAACAUACUUUGCAUUUGUUAGAUUUGAAAAUUCAGAAGAUGCAUAUAAAGCAGUCAAAGCUUCCAAAACAUUCCAAAACCAAACUAUUACCAUUUAAUGGGCUGUCAAUUCAAAUGACAAUAUUGAAGCUAAUCUAUACACCAAAAACCUUAAACCCACAGUCACUGAACAAUAACUCAGAGAAGCAUAUGAAUCCAUCGUUGUUCUAGAUGAUAUUCAAUUAUUACCACCAAACAAAUCUAAUAAAUUAACAGCUUAUAUCUAUUUGAAAUCUGCUGAAGAUGGUAAAAAAGUCAUUGAUUUGGCUGUCAAAACUAAAAAAAUAUUUGAUCUGUAUGAUAAAUUGACUGUGCAAAUCUCUCCAAUGUUGAGUCCAGCAGAAAUUAUCCAAUUCAAAAAAACACAAUAGAAACCAGCCUUUUAACCUUAUCCUUAACCCAUUCCCUUCCCAUACUAAUAACCAUUCUAAGGAUAUCCAAACUAUCAAAACCCUCCCUAUGGUGCUUAUCCAUAAUAACCACCCCAAUAUCCUACUGGUUAUCCUCCUCAAUAACCCCCUUAUUAACCAGGAUUCACUCAAUAAUAAGGUAAUUAUAAUCCACACAGACCUAAGAGAAAUUAAUACUCAAAUCAAUAAUCUAAUCAAUAUCAUAACUAACAAAGACCACACCAACCAAGAAUGCCAGACUUGUAAUUCUUACAAAGUCUGUAAGCUUAAGGAAAUGAGAAAAAAAUCACUGCCAUAGUAGGAGCAAUCCUAUUUCCUUUAGUUAACCAAUAGGUUGAGUAAAAAUUGGCACCUCAAGUGACAGGAAUUCUAUUAGAUUUUGAAAAUUAUGGAUUGGAAGAUUAAUUUAAAAUGCUUUAGGAUGCAACUUAUUUGAACGAGUAAAUCAAUCAAGCUGUAGAUCUAAUAAGAAAAUCUUAUUGAGUAUAUAAAAUUAAAUAAAUGCAAAUAAAUAUUUAUUUCAAAC